AGGCUGCAGCCAGCGGUGGUUGGAGGAGUAGGAAGGUGGCGCCCGGAGGCUUCUGUUUAGGAUCGGUUUAGGGGAGCAGGCUGCCACCUGGGGGACUAGGCUCUAAGAAGAAGACCCGGCCGGCUGUCACUGAGCUGCGACCCUCCCCGGGAAGGGCGGGGCGGGCAGUUACCUCAUCGCCGCCUCCGGGAGGCCCUGCUCGCUUGCUCGCCCGCCCGCCCGCCUGCGCGGCCGACUCUGGCGGCGGCUCUCGAGCGACAAGGGGACGGAGCUACGGGCGGGGGCGGGUCUGCACCGCGCCGGGCGCGCUCUCCCUGCGGAGCUGCGGGUGCGUCCGCCCGCUCCAUCCUCCGGCCUGGCCUCUUGUGGCUCAGGUGCUGUAGGCGGCGCGAUGCGGGAAUCUCGGGCCGGGCAGGCAAGGCGUAGUACGGGCUCAUGAAGGUCCCCGGUGCCAGGCGCGGAAGCGCGGCCCAGCCAUGGGCGGCAGCCUGCGGGUGGCUGUUCUGGGUGCUCCGGGAGUGGGCAAGACCGCCAUCAUCCGCCAGUUCUUGUUUGGUGACUAUCCUGAGUGCCACCGACCCACGGACGGUCCCCGCCUCUACCGGCCCGCGGUGCUGCUCGACGGAGCUGUCUACGACCUGAGUAUCCGCGACGGUGACGUCGCUGGACCCGGCUCGAGCCCCAGGAGUCUUGAGGAGUGGCCGGACCCUAAAGACUGGAGCUUGCAGGACACAGACGCCUUCGUGCUGGUCUACGACAUCUGCAGCCCCGACAGUUUCGACUAUGUGAAAGCCCUGAGGCAGCGCAUAGCGGAAAACAGGCCGGCGGGAGCGCCAGAGGCACCCAUCCUGGUGGUAGGCAACAAGCGGGACCGUCAGCGGCUGCGCUUCGGACCUCGUCGUGCACUGGCCACCCUGGUCCGCAGGGGCUGGCGCUGUGGCUACCUCGAGUGCUCAGCCAAAUACAACUGGCACGUGCUGCGUCUCUUCCGAGAGCUUCUGCGUUGUGCUUUGGUGCGCACACGUCCUGCGCAUCCCGCCCUGCGCCUGCAGGGGGCGCUGCACCCAGCGCGCUGCAGCCUCAUGUGAUCAGAUUGGACGGGGAAAUCUCCAGGCUGGCUCCUACCCGGACUCCUGGCCUUCGGGCUAUUCUUUGACCUUGAUUGGACCAGCCAACUCUCAAUCAUUGGACAAGAUCACUCUUAUCUGAGACCUUAUUGGGUCAUAAUACAGAUGGCAAGGACUUGACUACGAAUGUGAUCAGAAGCAUUUGUACAGCUUCUAGCGCUCAUAUUGAACUACAUAGAUCCACCUGCCUCUACCUCUCCACUGCUGGCCUGGCUACUGGAGACACUUUUAAAGUCAUGCCUUACCAGGUAAUAAAAACAAAAGCAAAAGCAAAUUAAGGGUUUCUUGUUCCGGAAUAGGCAGUUCCAGAGCACCGAGUUAACUCCAGAAUCCCAACGUAUAAUGAAGGCUCGGUCCCCCAAAAACAGGAGCUGGAACAAUACUUUACUGUCAGAGGUUCUGCUUACUGGACCACAGGUCCUCUGGACACCGGGCUGGACCGGUCUCCUCUAAGGCAUUCAAUAAUAUUAGUAAUUAAAUAGCAACGCUCAUCCCCCAAACCGGAAUGUACAACAGGUGUCCCAUUGUGCCAUGUGGUCCCGUGGGGUCUGGUCCCAUGAGGUCUGGUGCUCAAGAGAUGGAUGGGGGGGUCCCUGAUGCAAAGGGUGGGUUAAGGCCACAAAGAAAAUGGAAUGGGGUGUGGGUGCAGCUGAGCCGGUCCAU
Messenger RNA from Apodemus sylvaticus (European woodmouse), 1790 nucleotides. RefSeq names its product RAS like family 10 member A (gene Rasl10a). The transcript is spliced from 3 exons. Gene Ontology annotation, molecular function: GTP binding; GTPase activity. Lineage: Eukaryota; Metazoa; Chordata; Mammalia; Rodentia; Muridae. Bases 477 to 1088 code for a protein of 203 amino acids. The record is from RefSeq and is a predicted model, not a curated record.